AUGCCCAGCAUCUUCGCCUACCAGAGCUCCGAGGUGGACUGGUGUGAGAGCAACUUCCAGCACUCGGAGCUGGUGGCCGAGUUCUACAACACGUUCAGCAAUGUCACCUUCUUCAUCUUUGGGCCUCUCAUGAUGUAUCUGAUGCAUCCCUACGCCCAGAAUCGCUCCCACAGCAUUUACGUCUUCUGUAUCCUCUUCACGUUCAUAGGCCUGUUCUCCAUGUACUUCCACAUGACACUCAGCUUCCUGGGCCAGCUGCUGGACGAGAUCUCUAUCCUGUGGCUGCUGGCCAGUGGCUACAGCAUAUGGCUGCCUCGCUGCUACUUUCCCACCUUUGUAGGGGAGAACAGGUCCCAGUUCACCUGCCUGGUCAUCAUCGCCACCGUGGUCAGUACCUUCCUGUCCUUUCUGAGGCCCACAGUCAACGCAUACGCCCUCAACGGCAUUGCCCUGCACAUCGUCUACAUUGUGUUCCAGGAGUACAAGAAGACCAGCGAUAAGGAGUUUUGUCGUGUAAUUGAGGUCUCCGUGCUUUUAUGGGCUCUUGCAUUUGCCAGCUGGAUUAGCGACCGCUUUCUCUGCAGUUUCUGGCAGCGGAUUAAUUUCUACUACCUGCACAGCAUCUGGCAUGUACUCAUCAGCAUAACCUUCCCUUAUGGCAUGGUCACUAUGGCCCUGGUGGAUGCCAGGUACGAGAUGCCAGACCAAGCCCUCAAAAUCCGCUACUGGCCUCGGGACACUUGGCCCGUGGGGCUGCCCUACGUGGAAAUCAAUAGUGACAACAAGAAAUACUGA
Diceros bicornis minor is the source of this 795-nucleotide messenger RNA. It is a transcript of the gene ACER1, whose product is annotated as alkaline ceramidase 1. NCBI's taxonomy places the organism in Eukaryota, Metazoa, Chordata, Mammalia, Perissodactyla, Rhinocerotidae. Gene Ontology annotation, cellular component: membrane. The coding region runs from base 1 to 795 and encodes 264 amino acids. Gene Ontology annotation, molecular function: hydrolase activity, acting on carbon-nitrogen (but not peptide) bonds, in linear amides. Gene Ontology annotation, biological process: ceramide metabolic process. The record is from RefSeq and is a predicted model, not a curated record. The transcript has 6 exons.